CGCCUCGCUCAGGGUCAGCAGUAGCCGGCCUCGUUUCUUUACGCCGGAACAAGGGUGCGCGGAACAAGACCAGACAGCCAGGAGACAUGCUCAGCUGCUGUCGCCGGUGCCUCCUUCCGCCGUCGAAUUCUGCUCCUGCUGCCACUGCUCCUUCCGCCGGCUUUGUCAGUCCUCGGUGCAGUGCCGCCUUCCUCAGCUUCUCGCCGUGGUAGCGCCUGCCAAAAGCCCGCCAGCAUCUGCGUUCUGCUGCCUCGUCACCUCGCGCUUCGUCCGCGUCGCGACACAUCGCAACGCUAAACCCGCUCCCGACCACGCAAACACGCGACGCUGCAUGCACCACGUCUACACCGCAUCGUCGCGAAGGGAGAAAACCCAGCUCUGCUCCGCUUCCCAGCCCCAGCGAUAGCGAAGCAGACCUGCUCUCUUGUCAUCCUGCCCUUUCCGGUAUCCGCCUGCCCUCUCCUUGGACUCCCUUCUUCGUUUCGCACGUUGACAGAUCCACCUGCGCACGGGGUUCCAAGCCACUCCCUAUCCCGCGGGUCUGGCGCUCACCUCGUUCAUCUUGCCUAUUCCUUUUUCUAUCCCUCUUUAAUUCGAUCCACUCGACUCUGCCGCAUCUUUUCCACUCGCUUGGAGCUCUACGUUGACCAAUACACCUCUUUCCACCUCGUCAACACAGCAACAACAACCACGACACAACCGCCGCCACCCUUUGCACCUACGCUCAUUUCCUUCACCCAAGAGAUCGUGCGUGUGAAAGAGUGAAAAAAAAGAAAGCACAAGAGAGAUCGCCCUGGACCGUUCACUACCUCACACCACUCCGAACACGACGCUCGUUGACAUGUCCACCACGGCCCGUUCCUGAACAUCGCGAGGUUCAUAUUCGGGAGGAACCAUUCUAUCCUCUUCAAGGACUGGAGCGCUGUUCGUCCACGAAGAUCUCGAGAACACCCCAUUUCGCCCGGCCAAACCCAAUCCUCCUCUCCCCAAAGGCACCGAGGCGUGACUUGAAGAUGACCGUCCUGUACGACGUUUCUCAGAGGCAGUGGCCCGCCUCGAAUGCGUCCUUGUGUCUCGAGGACAAGUUCGAGAUUAUGAAAGAGAUUGGAGAUGGUAGCUUUGGAAGUGUUGCACUGGCUCGAGUGCGGAGCGCUGGCGCUCAGAUCGCACGACGCGGUACAUUGAUUGCCAUCAAGACGAUGAAGAAGACGUUCGACUCAUUCAACCAAUGUCUUGAGCUAAGGGAAGUUAUCUUCCUGCGGUCGCUCCCUAAUCACCCCCAUCUUGUGCCGGCCCUGGACAUCUUCCUAGACCCCGUCACGAAGAAGCUCCAUAUCGCUAUGGAGUACAUGGACGGCAACCUGUACCAGCUCAUGAAGGCCAGGGAUCACAAGUGUUUCGACGCUGCUACCGUAAAGAGCAUUCUGUUCCAAAUCAUAGCUGGUCUCGAGCACAUCCACGACCACCACUUUUUCCACCGUGACAUCAAGCCUGAAAACAUUCUGGUUUCGACGUCCGCGCCUCACGACUCGGCUAGUACUUUUAGGAGAUACUCCGCACUCGUGACGCCGCCUUCGACUCCGCCGGCAUACACCAUCAAGAUUGCUGACUUUGGCCUCGCCCGGGAAACGCACUCAAAGCUACCUUAUACCACCUACGUCUCAACGCGAUGGUACCGCGCACCUGAAGUACUCUUGCGAUCCGGCGAGUACUCAGCCCCUGUGGAUAUUUGGGCCGUGGGUGCCAUGGCAGUUGAGAUUGCCACAUUGAAGCCCCUCUUCCCCGGCGCAAACGAAGUCGAGCAGGUAUGGCGAAUCUGCGAGAUUAUGGGCAGCCCAGGCGCUUGGGUGAAGAAGCACGGACAGAAGGUCGGAGGUGGUGAGUGGAAAGACGGUGUGAAGCUCGCUCAAAAGCUGGGCUUUACCUUCCCUAAGAUGGCGCCUCAUUCUCUCGAUACCAUUCUCCGACCGCCUCAGUGGCCCCAGAGUCUGAGUGAUUUCGUCACGUGGUGCUUGCUCUGGGAUCCAAAGGCCAGACCAACGUCAAGUCAGGCCCUCAACCACGAAUAUUUCCGCGAUGCUGUAGACCCACUCAGGCCCAAGUCGUCCUCCAAGCUUCUUGGACGCAAACAGUCGAAUCUCAGCACACACGAUUCCCUCGGUCCUACGGACUCCACGCCAAGCUUGACGUCCAAAACGUCCAGCUGGUUCAGGAAGUCACUUAUCCAGCGCGAGUCUAGUGCGCCAGUUGUCCCACAGCAGACGACUCCUCAGGCAGCUGUUUCGGCUCGACCUGCACCUCCAGCACAGUCUGUGUCGGAAUCUGCAACGACGACUCAGAGUCGUACGAAUGCUGGCAAGCGUGCGACAUGGGCCAAUGGGCUGCCCUCAAAUGCUGCCCCCAUUCCCAUUCUUCCUUCGAUACGGCCAGUUUCUCCUUUGUCGAGCGCAGUAAAUGCUCAACCAUCGGUUGGCACCGAGAAGAAGAAGAUUGGAAGACAGCUUUCCGUGACCUCGAAUGGCAACCAUUACGCGGAUAUCCACAGACAAGAAGCCGAACGCGCCCUCAAUGGGCAAACCGGAUUGGCUUCGCCUACGAGUGGGCACAAGGAAAGUUUCUUCUCGCACCUGAGAAAGCGUGCGAGGAGAUUCUCGGGCCGAUACCAAACACCGUCGUCGCCAAGUCCAGAGGAUGUCGAGGCGAACGCAGGCUGUGCGCCAUGGUCUGGUAGCAAUAGGCAGUCGAUGGUCAUCGACAACAUAUCUGCAAUUGCCAACCCUGUCAAUGGUAACGAUCUUGCUGAUAUCGACAAGGCCUUGCAGAACGUGCGAAACAGUCUAGAGGCAACCCAAAACGGAAAGACCGGAUACCUAAAGAGAAACAAUUCUGUUCCACGAAGCCACGAGUAUAAGACCACAUCUGCAAACUUGACCACCACUCCAAUCCGGUCGCGAAAGCUGGCCAACAAGUCUGCGUCAAAUCUGCAUUACGACACGCCUGACGAGGAAGAGGAGCUGCUCGAUGAAGCUCUCGCAAACGCUCGCAAGGCGGCGAAAAAGCUUGAUAACCAAACCCAGCCGGCAUACCAUACGCCAGCGAACGCUGCGCGCACUCAGAUGGCAUAUCUAACCCCUUCCUCAUCGGCACACCAACAUAGCGUUGCAUACGCGGAGGCAGGCUGCACGUCCAAACCGUUGGACAUUGCCAAACCACGACAGGAGACCAAAGAUUACAUAUCGCAGUGGCCCACUCCACCUUAUGAGGAGAGUGAGUGGGCCGCGGCAGCUUCGGCAAGCAUCUUUGCAGCUCAAGCUGCUUACCGAUGAUUUGCUUACUUUUCAUUUUCAUGUCGCCACUCUCGAAUGAAUCUUGUUCUCGGCGGCAUUUGUCACGGCCUUGUCUUCCGGCGUUCUGAGACGCGUCCACGCGAUCUGCAUCUGGUUUGGUGUUCCAGGAGUCACUCGUUCACUGCCAAGCUUUUCCUACUCUUCUUUUUUUAUUUUCUGUACUUGCAUUUCGCAGGCUCAAUGACAGAAAGUCUAUUGGGCUGACCUGGGGGAGUGGCUGAUGGUUUAUCACUUGUGAUACUGCGUUCGGACAUCUGCUUUCUUCGCACAUUACAGCGACACCCCUUCUCUCCGUCACAUAACUUUUCUAGCUUUUUGCCCUUCUUCUGUCAUAUUCUGCUUCAUACCCCAAAGUGUGUGGCACCUGCUCAUGGAAGCGUGCCUCUCACGUUGCUCUCAUAUGCUGAUUGUAGUUUGAUCUUUUGUUCAUUACUCAUCUAGACUGUUUUUUUCCUUGGGGAGGAACUUUAUCGAUCUUGCUUGAUAUCAAAAUCUGCAGGUCCUUGGCCCAUGUUUUACUCGGGGACAAAAAGAGGGGGUGCUGGAGCAACUACUGCUGUUUGAGGAUACAUCUCGAUCGCUUAGCUUUUUCUUUACUAUGUUUUUUAAGGACCUGUUAGACCUUACACACGCCACAAGAAGGGCUAUGCAAACAUAAAAGAGUUGCACAACUACGUUUGCUUGCUGUACACUCGUUGGGAAAGGCAAACAGUCAUAAUCUCAUAUGUCUAUAUGGCGCAUGGACUUCUUCGGUGCCUGGGUUCUUACCUUUGGUGUUCAAAAAUUGGGUCUCGCCACAUACUUGUGAUACAGAGAGACCAUCAAUAAUGUACUAAUGUUUUGCCCCCUCGUCAGACGAGGAUCUGCAGUUGGGAGAUGCGACCUGUAUGCGAACUGCAAUAUUUGCCCUGUAUAUACAUUCGCUUCGGCAGGAUUGCGUCAGCGCUUUCGAUGACAAUAUUUUAGAAUUCCCAAUUCACCACUUUGUGCAUUCACA
Messenger RNA from Verruconis gallopava, 4344 nucleotides. RefSeq lists its product as uncharacterized. Gene Ontology annotation, biological process: intracellular signal transduction; protein phosphorylation. The record is from RefSeq and is a predicted model, not a curated record. Gene Ontology annotation, molecular function: ATP binding; protein serine/threonine kinase activity. Gene Ontology annotation, cellular component: cytoplasm; nucleus. The transcript has 3 exons. Bases 1014 to 3326 code for a protein of 770 amino acids. Lineage: Eukaryota; Fungi; Ascomycota; Dothideomycetes; Venturiales; Sympoventuriaceae.